AUGAAGAGGCUUGCAAUAGUAGAAAGCUCCAGUAUGUGGUCGUUGUUCUUCAUAAAACGCAGUUUUACAAAAUGGGGUUUCAUAAAAUGCUUUUCUGCUUUUUCUUCGGAUUUUAAGAAUCCCACAGCUAUUAAAGGAAAUAUGAAGUCAAAGAGGCUUCAAAGUUCAGUAGAUAUUUUUGAAUGUGAUAGAAUCACUCAUGUAUUUAUAAGUUAUAUUAGAUAUGAGUUACGAAAAGGAACAAGUAAGAUUGUUGAAACUUAUGAAGUCCUAACUGACGACGACGGCAAUGAUGACGAUGACGAACAAGAUGAAGUUGACAACGUUGAGGAAACAUGA
Molecule: messenger RNA, 339 nt
Organism: Acanthoscelides obtectus
Lineage: Eukaryota; Metazoa; Arthropoda; Insecta; Coleoptera; Chrysomelidae
Source: the annotation of a GenBank genome assembly